GCGAAUCGCACUUGGUUACCAGUGAUGUUACUCUCCGCAUGCCGCCCGCCGCCCAACCUCUUCCACUGCUCGCGACUUGUGGCGCGUGAGGGGGACACGUGGCUGUACAACCUGACGGCCAGUGACAUGCUGACACGUGUACAGCCCCUAGGAUCCUGCGCCAUGGCGCAGCCUAUCAACAGCAAGGUCUCAGCCAACCAGCGCGUCGCGUAUGCUACAGUGCUACACUCAUCAGAGCACUAUGUGUGCGGCGCAAUAGUACUGGGGCACAGUAUAAGGAGGACGGGGAGCAGGCACGAGAUGGUUGUGCUUGUAUCGAAGGAGAUUCGAGAGGAGAGCAGGCGAGGGCUGAGGGAGGCGGGGUGGACGGUGAAAGAGGUUGAGAGGAUUCGCAACCCCAACGCUCACAAUGGGACUUAUAACGAAUGGAACUACAGCAAGCUGCGGCUGUGGCAGCAGACGGAGUACACCAAGCUGCUCUUCAUUGACUCGGACCUGCUCCUGUUGGCCAACGUUGACUUUCUCUUCUCCUACCCCGAGAUCUCCGCCCGCGGAAACGACGGCUCAGAUUUUAACUCAGGCGUGAUGGUCCUGGAGCCGUCGGAUUGCACGUUCGAGCUGCUGAUGGAAAAUAUUGGGAGAGUGCGAUCGGCCAACGGAGGGGACCAGGUGAGACCACUGCUGUAG
Molecule: messenger RNA, 687 nt
Organism: Closterium sp. NIES-65
Lineage: Eukaryota; Viridiplantae; Streptophyta; Zygnematophyceae; Desmidiales; Closteriaceae
Source: the annotation of a GenBank genome assembly